Molecule: messenger RNA, 2639 nt
Organism: Cololabis saira (Pacific saury)
Lineage: Eukaryota; Metazoa; Chordata; Actinopteri; Beloniformes; Belonidae
Product: zinc finger protein 234-like
Exons: 8
Coding region: 5-2173 (722 amino acids)
Biological process (GO): regulation of telomere maintenance via telomere lengthening; regulation of transcription by RNA polymerase II; telomere capping
Cellular component (GO): shelterin complex
Molecular function (GO): RNA polymerase II cis-regulatory region sequence-specific DNA binding; DNA-binding transcription factor activity; telomeric repeat DNA binding
Source: RefSeq, a predicted model, not a curated record
CAACAUGGAGGAGGGCUUUGAUGAGCGUCUGUGUGAGGAGAUCCGCCGCUACCCGCAUCUCUACAACUCCUCUGGUGUUCACUACAGAGAUGCAAACAUGUGCAACACUUCUUGGAGAAAAAUCGCCGCAAAGCUUGGUCGAAGUGAACUAUUUUGUCGGCACAAGUGGAAGUUUUUAAGAGACAAAUUCGUGAGGGUGAAGAGGAAGCUGCAGAAGAAAGGGGCUGCGGUGGACGGCGGUGCCCCGGUUCCCCGCAUCUACUCCCUGCUCUGCUGGCUCUCCGACUACGUAAAACACAAAGACAGCGAGCCCAGCAGAUAUCUCUCUGUGCGGGUAGAAGGCAGCUCCGACAGAGCAGGGCCAGGGGAAGGUGUGAGAGCUUCAGCUUUCAGUGUUGGUGAAAGUGAUGAAGAAGGUCCUCAUCUGCCUCUGUCAUCCCUGCGCCUCCUGGUUCCUCCUCUGCGGCUCAUGUCCGCCUGCAUGUGGCAGGUUGCACAGGACCGAAAUGUAGACCAGUAUGGAAAGCUGUUAGAUUUCAUCACAUUAGUGAUUAAGAUGGUUCCCGAGCUGCUGAAAUACAAACAGAGGAGUCAGCUGAUCCUCGGGCUCAGAGCCAGGCUCAUUCUUGAAUUGUUAAAGAACAAAGAAGAAUGUUCCAAAGCUUUUCAGGAUCAUCUCUUAAAAUUCAACCAAAUGGAUACAAGCUACAUGCAUGAAGAGGAACAAGAUGGAGCAGUGGAGUUCUCAAAGGUCACUUUUCUGGAGCUUGUUCAAAAAUUGUUGAGUAAUGAAUCAGAAAAAGAAACUUUCUUUAAGGAAGUCUUCCCAGUUCAGUAUGGAGCUCGGUUUGAUACGGCGUUGCAGAUUCUGGUGUGGGAGUUCUUCUGCCAGCUGGAGGAGUUUGUACCGGUGCCAAGUUUUUCUCGGGUGUUCUCUAUGUUUGACUUUUCUUGCGGCGACUACAAGUUUGAGCAGUUUGUUUCUGAUCAAGAAGAUCUGAAGACAAUUUUGUCAUAUCACCAGGAGCACCAAAAGUUGCCCGAAAGUGAAUUCACCUUCAUGUCAGACACCAUCCUCUCCGCGCUCGCCUCUAAACAAACUUUAGAGGGGUUUAAAGGUCCUUGUGAUCAAAAGAAAUGUCCAGAAAAUGGCUUUAGCAUCGAAGUCACUUGUGAGGACUCUGAAGAGGCCGACUGUGGUUCUGUCGAGGCUAAUCCAAACUCUCAGGAGGAAGACUACGUACUGUCACCACUCUCCUCCUCUGCGUUUUAUGAAGGUCCUGGGUCAUCUCAUGAGAGCAAAGUAGCCGAGGAAGUGGCUUUCCAGUCAUCCACAUGCUCAGAGAGUUCGCUGGAAGGAGUGACUGAACAUCUGGAUCUUAAUGGCAUCAAGGAAGAACAGAGUAUGAGCCAGUCUUCAUCAAGAGGAAAAGCUGAGAUCUCUCUUCUGUGCAGCCAACCAUUAACAAACAACCAGAACAUUAAUUCUUCAUCACUGCCAUUCAAGUGCUCUAUUUGCCCUUCGACAUUUAAACACUGUGACAGACUGUUAAAUCAUUUAAUCAAGCACCCAAAUGUCCCGCCUUUUACUUGCAGUUAUUGUAGUAAAACAUUUGAAUGCAGAUCUUCAUUUAGCGUUCACCUCCGAGAUCAUGUAGAAAGACCGUAUGCCUGUUCGUGCUGUGACAAGAAGUUCUAUUCAAAGUCGGUCUUGAAGCGCCAUGAGCGCAUUCACACCGGUGAGCGUCCGUAUGCCUGUCCUCUAUGCAACAAGAAAUUCAAACAAUCAUAUUCGUGCACUCUGCACCUCAGAAGUCAUACGAAAGACAAGCCAUACCUGUGCAGAACGUGUGGUAUGACCUUCAGCACCUCCAUGGGGCUGUAUGCGCACACGCGCACACACACGGGGGAGCUGCGCUUUCAGUGUGAAUUAUGCCAAAAGAGGUUGGCUUCAUCUACAGGCCUGGUAGUUCAUCGGAGAUCAGCCCACACAGGAGAAAGGCCGUUCUCCUGCUCAUAUUGUGAAAAAUCAUUCCACUCCAAUUCAGGACUGAAGAAUCACACAAGGACACACACAGGCGAGAAGCCUCAUAAAUGUGUAACGUGUGGCAAGGCAUUUUCUCAAAAAUCAAACCUGAAAAUACACCUCAAGGUCCACAAAAAUAUUAAUUAAUUUCGGGAUAUGAUUCCCUGGUUUGUUUCAAAUGGUUUUAAGACUUCACCUGUGUCUACUUUUCUCAAAGAAAGAAGGACACAGGUGUUUUCAACUAUGUUCUGUAUGUUAAAAUGGGCUUGGGAUUGUCACAUAUCUAACUUGCCAUUUUUUGUCUAAAAAAAUAAAGAUACAAAUACAAUAAUACCCUACUUUUACUGAAAAGUAAUGUCUCAUGUGACCAACUAGACUUCAUUUUCUUGGCCCGUAAACAUUGGGUAGAGGAUGCAUGUACCAUAAGCCUCUGUAGCCUCAAUAGGAUAGUUUUUCUGGCAUGAUUACUGAUCUUGUUGAAGUAAGGUAAUGUCUGGGCUGGGCCUGGGUGAGUCUAGCCUCCCAAGGGGUUGGGUAUGAAGAGGUUUAUCUCUGAAACGGUAAGCUACACGUUGCUUUGUUCUGUGACGGCAGCAUUUCUCUCGAUUCUUCA